AUGCGUCAGCUCUGCAAUGACACGGAUGCCGUGUUGCCUGCUCUGCUGGCGGAUGGAGCGCAAGACCACUUUGGUCAGGCAGGUGCUGGCCGACUCGGACUUGUGAACAACGCGCCGCGCAUUGUGGCGGGCGAUAGCGUAGCGUCGAAGGCUAGCGUGCUCGGCCUUCCCAUCGUGACAUUUGACGUUGUGUGGGUAGAGGGCUUGGGUAUUCCCUAUGUGCGGUGCCAAAUGACGCUGGCGGAGUAG
Symbiodinium natans is the source of this 249-nucleotide messenger RNA. Lineage: Eukaryota; Dinophyceae; Suessiales; Symbiodiniaceae. The record is from the annotation of a GenBank genome assembly.